This is a messenger RNA of Cylindrotheca closterium, 939 nucleotides long. Lineage: Eukaryota; Bacillariophyta; Bacillariophyceae; Bacillariales; Bacillariaceae. The record is from the annotation of a GenBank genome assembly.
AUGACAGAUGAUUCUUCUUCCACCCUAACAGUCCAUGAAGAAUGUUUGAAAGGCUUGAAAGUUCUAAAGGACCAUGGUCUAUUAAAAAUACCUGGUGACGAACCCUCCAAUGAGGAUGAUGAUGAUGAUGAUCUGACAAGAAGGUGCCAUGCCUGGACUUCGGCCAAUCCCUCACUUCAAUUCGACCAAGAUGGUUACCUAGUACUUUUGGACAUUGGCGGAAAGCGACUCCAUAGAGGAUUUCCAGCUCCCAUGGAGGUAUUUGCACAUUUUACCAGGUUGCAUACCAUCAAUUUGGCCGGAACCGACUUGCCUUUGGCACAAGUCAUGGAGAUUUUGAAUCGGUUGGUGAAUCAAUUGGAAGGUGUCUUUGUGGGAGGCAACGGACUACGAGUGCAAGGCGGAGUGAAAUUGGGCGAAUGGAUUCCUUUGGCAAAACGAUUGCGAAAAUUGGACGUCCGGUACAACGAUUUGGAAGGCGAUGGAAUGGAAGCUCUAUGUUGUCAGCAAGGCGGUGGCUUGCAAGAAAACCCAUCCGUUCAAUUACUAUACGCCGAAGGAAAUCAAAUAGGGGACAAAGGUGCCAAGGCGAUUGCUAGUUUGUUGGAGCAAGAUUCUCUAUCCUUGCAAGGACUCUUUUUGGGUGCCAACCAGAUUGGUCCAGCAGGUGCCAAAGCCUUUGCCUCGGCACUCUCUCAAAACAAGACAUUGACCAAAUUAUACUUGGAAGGGAAUAAUAUUAGAUUGGAAGGGGCCAAUGCCUUUAGCGAUGCAUUGGAAGCCAUGAAUCAUAGUAAUGGUGCUACUGGGACUGGUGCUAUUGGUAGCACACUCAAACAUUUGUUUGUUGACAACAACAACAUUGGCAAGGAAGGAUCCAAACGAUUGGCCAAAGCUUUGAACAGUGAUACUGCUAUUGGAGAAUCCUUAUUAGAAUGA